UUAACAGUUUCUUGGCUCGCUUUUAUUUUAAAACUCAGGUGAAGGUAGUUUUUUGUUUGUUUAUUUAUUCCUCCUUAAAAGUAGUGUGAUAGGAGUUGGUUAGCGCCAAACGGAGGUGCAGAGAUCUUUGUCUUCCCGCGGCUGUCAGCGCCUUUUCUGCUGUUAAAAGAUGAAAUGAGAGGUUUUGCUCAAAAGCGGACCCCUGCUGAGGUUUUGGAGCAGUGAGUUAUGCUGAGGACUGUCUCUGACUGUCAGGAUGAGCACUACAGAUGGAUCUGGGGCCCUAGAGUAUGAUGAAGAGGCCCGUGUUGUGCAGAUCUACCCCAGGGUGUCGUAUGACACAGCUGCCUACUGUCCCCUGCAGAUCAGUGUUGGGGACACCGUGGCGUCGGUCAUCCACAAUGCUGUGGUUACUCUGGACCUGGACCCCAACCAGGCAUACGACCUGCUGGAGGUGAGGAAGAGCGGGGGAAAGGAGAGGCCGCUGGAGGCAGGGGACUCCCCUUUGGAGCGAGUCCUGCUGUGGCCCACAGAGGUGCAGAAGUGGCACCCUCAGAGCAAAGGGUACUACUACAUCCUGCAGCAGCAGCAGGUCAACAAUGGAGGGUGCAGAGCAGAGAUCUGCACAGGGGAGUGUGAUGACCUCUGCAGCCUCUCCACAUUGACUGAGGAGAAUGUUCUGGAGGUUUUACGCCAACGCUUCUACAAGCACAAAAUCUACACCUACGCCAACAAGAUCCUCAUCGCCAUCAAUCCCAAUAAGUUCCUGCCUGUUUACUACAACCCCAUGUACGUCAAAAUGUACGAGAACCAGCCACUGGGAAAACUGAGUCCUCAUAUUUUUGCCAUCGCCGACGUGACCUUCCGCGCUAUGCUGAACAGGCAGGCUAACCAGUGUAUUGUGAUAACUGGUGAGAGUGGCUCAGGGAAGACUGAAAGCAGCAGUUAUCUCAUUCAUUGCUUGACUUCACUCAGCCAGAACAUGUACUCCAGCGGGCUGGAAAGGACCAUCCUCGGGUCCGGGCCGGUGUUGGAGGCCUUUGGCAACGCCAAGACCACAAAGAAUAACAACUCCAGUCGUUUUGGGAAGUUCAUCCAGCUCAACUACCUGGAAAGUGGUGUCAUCAGAGGGGCCGUUAUUGAAAAGUACCUACUGGAAAAAUGCCGCGUGGUGACCAGAGAUAAGAGUGAGAGAAACUUCCAUGUGUUCUACUAUCUGCUGAUGGGCGCGUCCAAAGACGAGCAGGAAGAGCUACAUCUUCUAAAGCCACAGGAUUAUCUCUACCUCAAACAGGAAGACCUGCUUUUAGACGAUGAGGAGAAACUUGGGCAAGAGUACAGGAGGCUCCAUCAAGCUAUGGAGAUGGUUGGGUUCCUGCCCUCCACUAAGAAACACAUAUUUUCCAUCCUCUCCGCCAUCCUCCACUUGGGUAACGUCACAUUCACUCGGUCAGAGGACCCUCCGGGGUUGGAGGUUGGACCUCCUGAAGUCUUGUCUAUACUGUCAGACCUGUUGAAGGUGGAAGAGGAAUCACUGGUGAAUACUUUGAUCAAGAGAAAAAUGAUAACUGCCAGCUUCACCAUAGCUUUACCGUACACACUAGAUGAGGCCGUCGCAAUGCGAGACUCCAUGGCCAAAUCUUUAUACAGCGCUCUGUUUGACUGGAUCAUCCUUCACAUCAACCAUGCGACCAUGAACAGACGAGACAUGGAGGAGUCCGUCUCAUGUUUGUCCAUCGGUGUCCUGGAUAUGUUUGGGUUUGAAAACCUCCAGUCAAACAGUUUUGAGCAGCUGUGCAUCAACUACGCCAACGAGACACUGCUAUGUUACAUCAACCAGAACAUCUUCAGGCUUGAGCAAGAGGAGUUUGUGGAAGAGGGCAUUGUCUGGAAAAACAUCGAGUUCAGCGACAACACCGACUGCGUUCAGCUGUUCGACAAGAAGUCGAUCGGACUCUUCGACCUGCUGGAGAAGGAGAGCAGCCUCACCGAGGCCACAGACAAGAGUCUGCUGGAAAAGAUAAAGAAGCAGCAUCAGGACAACCCAUACUUCAAACCAUCUCCACACACAGAGCCAACUUUUGUGAUUCAACACUUUGCUGGGAGGGUUAAAUAUCACAUCAAGGACUUCAGAAAGAAAAACACAGAGCACAUGCGUCCUGAUGUCAUAUCACUUCUACGGAGCAGUGAGCGCUCCUUCAUCCAUCACUUGGUUGCUUCCAGCCCGGAAGCACAGUUCAGAUGGGGUGUCCUCCGAGCAGCCAUCCGCAUCCUCACAGUAUUCAAGAACCUGGGACGCCGGCGGGAAGAAUUAACUGCUGCAAGGCGGAAGUCUUUUAAAGAGAUACUAGAUAAGCGCCGGAGUACUUUGACUCAGCUAUCCAGUACCAGCACGAGUCUGGAUUUCUCCUUUGAUCACUCUGAUGAACGACCAGUUGAUGUAUUUGAUUUUUUGGCCAUGGGUCACGACCAAACCAGCCAGCCCGUUUGCAGUACUGGGCAGAAAAGGAGAACUAAAAGCGGUCGACAGAAGCAGAUUAUUCCAAAGAACCUUGUUGAUUUGCGUUCUCUCCGACACAUUAUUGGUCUCACGGGGCACGACCUAACCAGCAAAUCCAUCUUCCAUCCUCACCGAAAAUCAAAUCCUUCUACAGUAGGCUCUCAGUUCCAGACAUCACUCACAACUCUGAUGGACAGAAUUGCAAAAGCCGAGCCUUUCUUCAUUUUCUGUGUGCGCGCCAAUGCUGAAAAGAAGGAGCUGUGCUUUGAUGAUAAACUUGUCCUAAACCAAAUCAGGUAUACAGGCUUACUGCAGAUAGUUCACAUCCAGAAGUCUGGCUACAGUGCCAAAUACACAUUUGAGGAAUUUGUUGAGAAGUUUAGGAUUUUGUUUCCACAAGGAACUGCUGCAACUCCAGAGCACAUUACUGCACUGUUUGAGUGGAUGGCUUUGGAUAAGAAGACCUACCAAAUAGGAAAAACAAAGGUUUUCCUUAAGGAAAAGGAACGGCAACUGCUUCAAGACACACUCAACAAAGAAGUGAUGCGCCGCAUCAUCACCCUGCAGCGCUGGUUCCGCACGUGCCUCAUAAGGUUCCACUUUCUGCAGAAAAGAGACGCUACAAUGAUCAUACAGAGGAGAUGGCGUCAGUUUUCUCUGACCCAAAAUCGAACCGCUACAUUGAUGCAGGCAGCAUGGAGGACGUCCAAACACACGCAGUGGAAGCAGGAUGACGACGGCUCCAAAGACCGGGGCGGACGGGAAAGCUUGGGAAAAAGGGAGUUGAAGAGGCAGGAAAAAAUGGAGCUCAGUCCAAACAGGAUGUUGCAGCCUGACCCAGUCAAUAGUCAUGCUGUACAGCGGGACAGAAGCAAUGAGAAACGUCAAGGCAAAUCCCCUCCAUCACUCACCAGACCCUUCUCCGUCCCUGUAGAUCUAGUUUCCAUUAACAAUGACUCCACCAGCCACACUAAGGGAAACACACUUCAGCGCUACAAAGAUAUCGAGGGAUUCAAGGAGAAGGCCGAGAGGUGGAAGGACAACAGACAUAGUGAAGGAGAUUCAGGUUCUGAAGCACUCCGACAAAGAAAUCAUAGGAGAAAUAAAUUUCACACCAAAAAGUCCAUGUCUGCAGAUGAACUUUCCAAGAUCAGCUCAUCAGGCUCUGACAGCUCAUCUUCAGUCAACGAGAUAACUGAUGGCUCAAUGUUCUGCCUUCCAAUCCACAACACCAAUGAGGACAGCAUAGGACAUCACGACACCAGCACCCCUGAUAGGACUUGGUCUCUCGGUAAAUUCCUGAGGAAAAUGGCACCCAGAAUAUCCCCCAGCAGUGAAUCUCCAACAGAUAAAGCAGUCACCUUCUCCAAGCACACUUCACAUUCUAACCAAACGACAAACCAAAACAGUGCGAAAUCAAAUCGUAACCCCACCAUUCGAAUCAGCCGUGCCACACGGGGGUUGCAGUGGGACUCCUCUCUGGACCAAGAGGUUACUGACAGCAAGGAGCUACGAAACCUGGAUGAGUUCCUUGGGAAUCAGGUGAAUGAACUGCAAACUAGAAAGGAUCUGUCGCCAGCUGAGACGAUUUUUCUCACAGCCACGAUGCAGUUCAGAGAGGACAUCAAAGGCAUGUACUCUGUCCAGAAGCCCCAGAUUCACUACAAAGAUCUGAUGAAAGGUUUCCAUAACAAGGUGAACACGCUAGCAGGAGCCACUGAAAAGGGAGAAGUUCCAAUGGUGGUAAACCUCUUCCAGUCUGUGCUGGACGGCUUCAUCAGGGCCACAAAGAAACGAGCAGCGUCUGAACCUGCAAAGACGUUGAAGAAGAGAAGGAAAAAGGAUAAAAGUCUUGACAGUCCUCUGGAUCACCUGUUCAGCAAUUACCAGGUGAACAUUAUGCAGUCAUGUGACUUGUGUGGCUCCUACAUCUGGGUAAUGGAGAAAGCCUAUAUGUGCAGUGCGUGUAAGUUGAUAUGUCACAAGAAAUGCCUGAGCAAAAUCAUCACGGACUGCUCAACACGGUGUGCCAGGCAGGAUGGCAGUUUACCAGCAUCAGCUCACUUUGGCGUGCAGGUGUGCAUCCUCACCAGUAAAGCCAACCCCGUGCCCAUAGUGAUGGAGACGUUGCUGAUGCACGUGGAGCUAAACGGCCUCUACACCGAAGGGAUUUACCGCAAGUCGGGCUCGGCCUGCCGAGCGAAGGAGCUUCACCAGGUUCUGCAGAAAGAUCCUGAGACGGUAUGUUUGGAUAACUACCCGAUCCACACCAUCACAGGCCUCAUUAAACGCUGGCUCAGAGAGCUGCCUGACCCCCUCAUGACAUUUUCCCUUUACCACGACUUUCUGCAUGCUGUGGAAUUACCCGAGGAAGAAGAGAAAAUAAAGGCCAUGUACCAAAAGCUCGAAGAACUUCCUCCUGCUAAUUUCAGCACGUUAGAGCGGCUGAUCUUUCACCUUGUCAGAGUUGCAAAGGAAGAAGAGCACAAUAAGAUGUCACCAAGUGCACUUGCUAUUGUGUUUGCCCCCUGCAUCCUGCGUUCACCUGACUCUGAUGACCCCCUCCUCUGUAUGAAGGACGUGUCUAGGACUACACUUUGUGUGGAGAUCCUGAUCACUGAGCAGUUCAGGCGCUACAACGAAAAGAUGCAAAAUAUCCAGGAGCUGGAACACGCAGAGGCCAUGGCUGUCAAUCAACUCAGACUCAGAAGACAAGCCACGGUUGUUGAACAGUCCGAGCUCAAGGUUCCAGAGGAAACACAGCCGGAUGAAGCGGUGAAGACCCUCAUUGAAAGGAUCAAGUCCAUCAAGCAAGAAAAGUUGGACUUGGUCUCCAGGUUGCCUGAGCUGGAUCAGGAAGAAUCUGACAUUGAAAACUUAGACUCCUCAUCAUGGUUGAGCACCGACAGCCUGGACCUACUAGGGACACUGGACUCGGAAGGAAAAUCAAUCAUGCAUGUGAAAACCCAGGAACCUGACCUCCCUCCCAAACCUGCUGACCUGACACAGAGAAUUAGACAUCUAAUGGUUCAACGCGAUCAUGAACAGAAAGAGUUCACAUCUGGAGAAAAAGCAGAUGUUAUCCAGCCUAGCAAAGACACUCCCUCCCCAGCCAGCAAGCCCCAGAUAGCCAGUAAGAAGUUUAACGGGAGCUCUGACGACCUGGACAUCCCUUACAUUGACGAGGAUGAAGAUUUAAACGGAGAAUAACACCAUAAAUUGUUAUAAUUUGAAAAAUUCCCCAAAUGUGUGUUAAUGGAAACAAAAAAAUGUGCACUUUGUUUUGUAGACGUUUCGAUUUGUCCAUGCUGCUAUGGAAACGAACUGCUUUGAAAAUGUAUAUGUAUUUAAUGGGAGAUGAUGCUGACUGUUCUUUCGGGGAGGUAUUAUUAUUAUUAUGGCAGAUCUGGAUUAGUACUUCUCUUUGCAUCAGUAUACUGUGUGUAAUUUUUUAACCUAUUUCAGAAUUGUACAGCUCUGAUUUUAAUAAUAGGCAGAUAUUUUUGACGUGUUCUUUGUGAUGAGCUCCGUCGAGAAAUAUAGAACUUAAUGAAGAGCACUCAAGUACACAAGAGUGUCUUUUACUAAUUAACUAUGAGCUCAGUCACUGUGUUACUAAUGAAUGCCUUGUGUGUUGUUGGGGAAUAAAUAGCUUGUGCUUGUACCAGAAAACUUCUGACCUUGUACAUAAAAUGAUUCUGUCUCCUAAAGACUUCAGCGCUGCAUUUUGUGUUCUCAUCUGGCUCACAAAAACAUCCCUUUAGUUGUAUUUCUAGUUAUAUUGAUUUAAUUCUACACUACUGUGACUGAUUAAGUUUACCUGACUGACUUUGUUUGCUAUUGCAAAGCUGUGCAACUUCACCAAGUCAGCAUCUGUUUAUAAUUUCAUUUUAUUUUUUAUUUUAGGACAUCAUCCAAGUUUUGCCAAUAUCACCGACUGAAAUA
Pelmatolapia mariae (spotted tilapia) is the source of this 6445-nucleotide messenger RNA. RefSeq names its product myosin IXb (gene myo9b). Gene Ontology annotation, cellular component: ruffle; myosin complex; actin filament. Bases 257 to 5710 code for a protein of 1817 amino acids. Gene Ontology annotation, molecular function: GTPase activator activity; ATP hydrolysis activity; actin filament binding. NCBI's taxonomy places the organism in Eukaryota, Metazoa, Chordata, Actinopteri, Cichliformes, Cichlidae. The record is from RefSeq and is a predicted model, not a curated record. The transcript is spliced from 40 exons. Gene Ontology annotation, biological process: intracellular signal transduction; lamellipodium morphogenesis; actin filament-based movement.